This is a messenger RNA of Poecilia reticulata (guppy), 5202 nucleotides long. It is a transcript of the gene wwp1, whose product is annotated as WW domain containing E3 ubiquitin protein ligase 1. Lineage: Eukaryota; Metazoa; Chordata; Actinopteri; Cyprinodontiformes; Poeciliidae. Gene Ontology annotation, molecular function: ubiquitin protein ligase activity; protein binding. Gene Ontology annotation, biological process: protein ubiquitination; proteasome-mediated ubiquitin-dependent protein catabolic process. The record is from RefSeq and is a predicted model, not a curated record. Gene Ontology annotation, cellular component: cytoplasm.
GGGUGACACCCGGGUGUUUUGCUCGGUAACAUCCGCACAGAGAUGGCAGUAGAGCCGUAGCUGACUGUGGGGCCUGUGCGGUGACCAGCAGCCCUAACGUUACCGAACCACGGACUGUAGGGAAGGACCGCAGCGCUAAAACAAGUGCCGCCAUGGGACAUGGAGUAGGCUGAACAAGAGGGCCUAGCAAAACACAUCUGUUGCUUUCCCACUGUGGUGAAUGACAUGGCCACGGCCUCAUCGAGAGCAGAGACUAGCCAUAACCACAGACUCACAUCACAGCUCCAUGCCAUUGUUUCAUGUGCCAAACUCAAGAGGAAGAAGAGCGUUUUCGGGGCGGCCAUUUACGUGGAGGUGACAGCAGAGGGAGAGACCCGCCGCACGGCGAAAUCUCACAGCUCCUCCAACCCGAAAUGGGACGAGAGGCUGACUCUGACUGUAACGCCACACACGCAGGUGGAUUUCAAAGUAUGGAGUCACCACACCCUGAAAGCAGACGCUCUGCUGGGCAAAGCUACGCUGGAUCUCAUUCAGGCUUUGGAGCGGCAUGACAGAAAAUUGGAGAAUGUGAAGGAGGUGCUGAAGCUGAGUAUGGAACAGAAAGGGGUUUCUGUGCCUGUCGGCGAGCUGACUGUGUACCUUGAUGGCCUGACUGUCACUGACCAGGAGGAACUGGUGCCGCUGACCAAUGGCAACACAGCAAAUGGCACCAAAGUCCAGCAGAAUGGUGAUGCCAUUCAUGAAAACGGAGACUCCUCUUCCUCUUCUUCAAGGGCUGCAAACAGCACCGUGAAUGGAACAGACUUGGGUCAGAGGUCAGGCUCCUGCUCAGCCUCCAGCGGUGCAGAUGGUCCGGUGCCUUCCAGCCCUGCCCUCGAUCACACCACCGCUGUGAUCAACGGAGAUCCGACCCCCAACUCCACCCCGGUGCACCAACCUACAGACAGCGGCCCAGACACCAGAAUGGUAAACGGGGAAUCCUCUGAGACCGUUCUCAGGCAAUCUUCUGCUUCUAGAAGGGAAACGCAGCCCUCUGCAGGUGAAAACGAGGAGAGCUCUCAUGAUGCUGCACCGCCAAACGCUGAAACAUCACCAGCCAGCACUUCCCGGCCCCCUCCGGCUCCCACACCUUCCUCCACCUCUUCUCCUGCUGCUAAACCUGCCAGCGGCGCCGCUCCCUCUUCCUCCGUCGCCGCUGCUGCUGCUUCCACCACGUCAGCCUCUGCAACCCAGGGAGCACCCACCGUAACAACGUCCUCAUCGUCGUCGUCCUCCUCCCCAGCACCAGGAGAAGUGGGGGCUUCAGGAGCAGGCAGUAGUAGCAGCUCAACAACAACAACAACAAAUACUGAUGGGGUGAAACCCAGACAACAGGUUUCUAAUGCUCCAGCAGGAGACCCUCUACCACCAGGGUGGGAGCAGAGAAAAGAUCCACAUGGGAGAACUUACUAUGUAGACCACAACACCAGAACUACUACCUGGGAAAGACCACAGCCGCUUCCUCCAGGCUGGGAGCGCCGAGUGGACGAUCGGGGUCGGAUCUAUUACGUGGACCACAACACCCGGACCACCACGUGGCAGCGGCCCACCAUGGAAUCGGUGCGCAACUUUGAGCAGUGGCAGAGCCAGCGCAGCCAGCUGCAGGGAGCUAUGCAUCAGUUUAACCAGAGAUACCUCUACUCUGCAUCUAUGAUGUCUGCUGAGAAUGAUCCUCUUGGCCCUCUACCUCCUGGUUGGGAGAGGCGUGUGGACUCCAAUGACAGAGUUUACUUUGUGAACCACAAUACCAAGACAACACAGUGGGAAGACCCUCGAACCCAAGGGCUACAGAACGAGGAUCCUCUGCCUGAAGGGUGGGAAAUCCGGUACACGAGGGAAGGAGUUCGCUACUUCGUGGAUCACAAUACUCGGACCACCACUUUCAGCGACCCGCGCACUGGAAAGUCUUCUGUCACCAAAGGCCCACAGAUUGCAUACGAGCGCAGCUUCAGGUGGAAGCUCGCUCACUUCCGUUACCUGUGUCAGUCUAAUGCUCUGCCGAGCCAUGUGAAGAUCACCGUCUCCAGACAGACGCUGUUCGAAGACUCUUUUCAACAAAUCAUGGCUCUGAAGCCUUACGACCUACGGAGGAGGUUGUACGUCAUCUUCAGAGGCGAGGAGGGUCUGGACUACGGUGGCUUAGCCCGGGAGUGGUUCUUCCUCUUGUCCCACGAGGUGCUGAACCCCAUGUACUGCCUGUUUGAGUACGCAGGAAAGAGCAACUACUGUCUGCAGAUCAACCCGGCGUCUGCCAUCAACCCAGAUCACCUCUCCUACUUCUGUUUCAUUGGCCGCUUCAUCGCGAUGGCACUUUUCCACGGAAAGUUCAUCGACACGGGCUUUUCUUUGCCGUUCUACAAACGAAUGCUGAACAAGAAGCUCAUCCUGAAAGACCUGGAGUCCAUCGACCCGGAGUUCUACAACUCUCUCAUCUGGAUCAGGGACAACAACAUCGAGGAAUGUGGGCUGGAGAUGUACUUCUCCGUGGACAUGGAGAUCUUGGGGAAAAUCUCAUCUCAUGACCUGAAGCUCGAUGGCGCCAACAUCCUGGUGACGGAGGAGAACAAGGAGGAGUACAUCAGUCUGAUGGCAGAGUGGAGGUUCUCCCGUGGGGUGGAAGGUCAAACCAAAGCUUUUCUGGAUGGCUUCAACGAAGUGGUCCCGCUUCAGUGGUUGCAGUAUUUCGAUGAGAAGGAGCUGGAGGUGAUGCUGUGCGGCAUGCAGGAGGUGGACCUGCAGGACUGGCAGAGAAACACCGUGUACCGCCACUACACCAGGAACAGCAAGCAGAUCAUCUGGUUCUGGCAGCUGGUGAAAGAAGUGGACAACGAAGUGCGUCUGCGACUCAUGCAGUUUGUGACGGGAACCUGCCGGCUUCCUCUGGGCGGCUUCGCUGAGCUGAUGGGAAGCAACGGGCCACAGAAGUUCUGCAUCGAGAAAGUGGGGAAGGACACAUGGCUUCCCCGUAGCCACACAUGUUUUAACCGCCUGGACUUGCCUCCCUAUAAAAGCUACGAACAGCUGAAGGAGAAGCUGCUCUUCGCCAUCGAGGAAACCGAAGGAUUUGGCCAAGAAUAGAGGGACAAAGUCCUCUGGUGUUGUCCCCUCUGCUAGCCCCCCCUCUCUGCUGUUCAAUCAGCCAAGAAAAACAAACCAACAACAAAAAAAAUUGCACAAGAUAACCACCAAUGUAUAUAAGCUAUUUUGUCAUUUAAAACCAAAUCCUAAUUUGCAGCAUCGUUUUUUGCCGCAUUCCUGUUCCUAGUCCUUAUAUAAUAUAUAACGCCCCCUUUCCCCUCCAUGAAAAUAUGCAAAACAUUUCAUCCAUUUGCUUUUCUGUUUUAAAAACAGAAAUCAUGGAUAUUUUUUCUUUUUUUUUUUUUUCUUUUUAGAUGUCCACCCCAAGCGGCUGACUGGCUUUUAAAAAAAAUUUAAUAGACUGAAAGUGCUUUCGAGAGGGUUUUCUAGUUUAGGCUCAACCUUCUUUUAAAGCUCUAGUUCUAUAGAGCUGUUAAAAGGCAAAAAGUUAGUUGUAUUUGGCGUUCAGUGCCUGAAAUUUAGUUUUUUUCCUUGUGGGACAGAUGGUCGUUUUAGAAAAUCCUGUGUGCUUGCAUGCUGCCUACAAACAUUAGACGACCACCGUCACCGCGAGCGUGUGCACGCAAACUUUUUAUUUUUCCGGCAUGGAUCGACCCAUCCUCGACGACAAAAAUCAGCGAUGGAUCAUCUCUUCUGGGGCAAAAAAAAAGGAAUCUUAAUUGUGUCUUUAAAUCGAUGAGAACUCAUUGGAGGAUAUUAGAUAUUUUAAAAAUUUCAUUGAAAACAAGCCAUUAGUAUGUAUGUGUGUGUGUGUGAGUGUGUGUGGGUGGUGACAGUAGUGCCGGUUUAUGCCAGAAACGUUCCAGGCUGUAUCAAGACUGUGGCCUGUUUUGCACACUGUGACGUAACGAGAGAACGGCGUUGGCACGGCGAUCUACGAGGACGACUCUGAUCAUCUGCAGUUUCCGUUUGCAACUAAGAAAAUGGACACAAAAAAAAAGAAAAGAUACAGCGGCGCUAGUUUGUGUGAUUUGCAGAUGUUGGAGUUGGACUGUAGGUCGUGUCCUUCUGAAGCCACUGUGUUCGAUGCAACACUACGUUUUGAUUAUUUGUACCUCAUGUUAGCAGGAUCGCGUCGUCUUCAACCCUUUAGCAGACAGUGAUCGGAGAAAAAUAAGGCUCUGAUAUCUUUAGCCGCUGUUUUCACGCAAGACUGAAGGUGGUGUUUUAAAAAAAAGAAAAAGAAAUGUGUUACUUAGACAAGCAGGCAGAACAGAGGGGGAGAAAAUACUGCUGUCUGACCGCUCAACCCAGCUACUUCAUCCAUGAUGCUCACGUUGUGAGCUGAGAAAGCCUUAUUUGCUCAAAAAACCUGCACAGCCUAGGUUUCCUUCAGUUUUUAAAGGGCCAGUGCCCCUUUCCCCCCCCCUCUCAAAGACAUCACACCACACUGCUGUUGCAGAUGAUUUCAGUUAGAAGUCUAGGAAAAAAAAAAAAAGAAGCAAAAUAAAUUUAAAUGUUUUAUCACUGCAAAGCGCCACAAGCUACUGUCCUGGAUUAGCUUGUGAUCCAUUAUCAGUCAUGUAAAUAACAUGUAUUCAACUGAUUGUGGCCGCAGGAGGCCAUUUUAUACAGAGAUCCAUCAAACUGUGCUUCCUUUCCGACAGAAACCUGUAAUCCAAAUCAGUUGUUGCGUGUUUCGAUUGCAUAAAGACGACAGUGAAAUGAAAUACUUUAAUAUUAUAAUCGACCACGCAGAGCUACCGCUCCACCGAUGGGGAAUCUGUGAUGCCUUUUGUUCUUAUCAGAAUAGCGGCGGGGGGAGAGGGUCGUUUCAGGUCGCCUGGGCCGUAGCCGGUCGUUCUGGCCCGGGGUCGGACCGUAGCUCCCGUCAGGCCCCAAGUUCAGGGGUCGGGGGUGGGUCGGCUUGACUGCCUGAAACGCUUCCGCUCUGUAACAUAUCACGUGUAGAUACACACUGUAAAACACCAACCACACUGUACAGAAUGCCCCCUCUACAGGAGACCAUGUGUAUAGAAGAUUCAUUUCUAAUCUGAUUUCACCCAUUUUAAAUGGAGAGAGAUGGAUUUAUGAGAUACGAAUAAAUAAGUGAAUAAACCGUCA